AUGACUUCAUCCUUGGUAUCGGCAAACAAAGUUCAUAAAUUGCGAGAAUUGAUGCAAAAGUACUCCAUUCAUGGUUACAUCAUCCCAUCGGGUGAUGCUCAUUUGAGUGAGUACAUUUCCGAUGCUGAUAAGAGAAGAGAAUUCAUCUCGGGUUUUGAUGGAUCAGCUGGUACUGCAGUUGUUACUUUGGAAGAGGCGUCUCUCUUUACGGAUGGAAGAUACUGGCUACAAGCACAGAAACAGUUGGAUCCUGCCAUUUGGAAACUGAUGAAGCUUGGUAUUGAUCCUCCAUUGAGCAAGUAUAUUACAUCCUUUGCUGAUCUCAAGAGAACCACUACAUUCGGAGUAGAUCCUUUUCUAUUUUCUGUCAAUGAAUUUUUGGAGCUAAGGAAAGCUGCAUCAGAAAGUGAAAAGGGACAAGUAGAAAUUAAGCCAAUUCUUGAAAAUUUGGUAGAUGAAAUUUGGGGAGACGAGAAGCCUAAACCACCCAAUGGUAUUAUUUACAAAUUGGAUGAAAAGUACACUGGAAGAUCUGUUGCUGACAAGCUCAAAUUUGUGAGAGCAAAGAUGCAAGACCUUGGUGGAGAAUGCUACAUUUUGACUGCUUUGGAUGAAAUUGCAUGGAUUCUCAAUUUGAGAGGAUCUGACAUUGAUUACAAUACUGUAUUCAUCAGCUACAUGAUUGUCACUUUGCAGGAUGCUUAUCUCUAUGUGGAUGAAAGCAAGUUUGAAUCUCCAAAUAUCAAAAACGAACUUUCUGACAACAAUAUUCACGUUAAGCCAUAUUCACAGUAUAUGGAGGAUUUGAAAACCAUUACUGAAAAAGUUCAACAUGACAAAUCUUGCCUCAUCGAUCCAAGAACAUGCAACUUUGCCACUUUUGAGGCUAUUCGUUGCAAAGUUAACAAGAUUCAUAGUAUUAUCACUGCGGAGAAGGCCAUUAAGAAUGCUGUAGAAAGAGAGGGCUUCAAAUCGUGCCACAUUCGUGACGGUGCAGCCAUUGUUAAAUAUUUGGCAUGGCUCGAAAACGAGUUGAAGAAUGGUAGAAAAGUCAACGAAUACGAUGGAGCAUUGGCUUUGGAAGCAUUCAGAAAAGAGAAUACAGAUUAUCUUCGAUUAAGCUUUUCAACCAUUAGUGCCUAUGGAAAGAGCGCCUCCGUAGUUCACUACUCACCACCUGAGACCAACAGCGAGGAGAUUUCAACUGACAAUUUGUACUUAUUGGACAGCGGUGCACACUACAAGGAUGGAACCACCGAUACUACCAGAACAGUGCAUUUUGGAACUCCAACCGACUAUCAAAAGAGAUGUUUUACUCGAGUACUACAGGGCCAUAUCGCUUUGGAUAGACUCGUAUUCCCUGAGGGCACAUCAGGCUAUCGUUUAGAUUCCAUUGCAAGGGCUCCUUUGUGGAAGGAUGGCUUGGAUUACAACCACGGAACUGGUCACGGUGUUGGUCAUGCAUUGUGUGUUCACGAGGGACCACACGGAAUUGGAUAUAGAUCUUUGAUUUUGAACGAGUUCGGUAUGAAAGAGAAUUGCAUUGUAACCAAUGAGCCAGGUUAUUACGAACCUGGCAAUUUUGGUAUCAGAAUUGAGAACAUUCUGUUAACCAAACGAGUGAAUACCAUGACUAAUUUCAAUGACAAGGCAUAUAUUGGCUUUGAGUCAGUGACUCGUUGCCCCAUUCAACCAACCCUCGUCGACACCAAUCUUCUUGCAAGAGACGAAAUUGAGUGGAUCAAUAAUUACAAUGCUUUGGUUCGUGAAGCUCUCACUCCACUCUUACAAAACAACGAACUUGCAUUGAAAUAUUUAUUGAAGAAUACUGAACCGAUCUCUGUUUAG
Messenger RNA from Naegleria fowleri, 1848 nucleotides. RefSeq lists its product as uncharacterized. Gene Ontology annotation, molecular function: metalloaminopeptidase activity. The record is from RefSeq and is a predicted model, not a curated record. Bases 1 to 1848 code for a protein of 615 amino acids. The transcript has 3 exons. Lineage: Eukaryota; Heterolobosea; Eutetramitea; Acrasida; Naegleriidae.